Molecule: messenger RNA, 2754 nt
Organism: Wallemia ichthyophaga EXF-994
Lineage: Eukaryota; Fungi; Basidiomycota; Wallemiomycetes; Wallemiales; Wallemiaceae
Product: AP-3 complex subunit delta-1
Exons: 6
Coding region: 1-2754 (917 amino acids)
Biological process (GO): Golgi to vacuole transport; protein targeting to vacuole
Cellular component (GO): endosome membrane; membrane coat; AP-3 adaptor complex
Source: RefSeq, a predicted model, not a curated record
AUGCUCUUUAUACAGCACCUCUCUGGCCUCAUCAAGGGCUUACGAGCCAAUAAGGACGAUGAGGAUAAAUUUAUACAAUCAACUUUACAAGAAAUCAAGAAUGAGAUCAAAAGCGCUGAUAUCGAAACUAAAUCUGUAGCUGUACUCAAAUUGAGUUAUCUUGAAAUGCUCGGUUAUGACAUUUCCUGGUCCGCGUUCCCCAUCAUCGAGACAGCCAGUUCCUCAAAAUUACAUCUUAAAUCUAUUGGCUAUCUCGCCGCGUCUUUAUCUUUCUCUUCUCAAACUGACGUAAUGAUUCUAAUGCCGAAUCUUCUCAAGAAGGAUCUCGCCAGUGAGCCAUCCGCCGCACUCAGCUGCUUCUCUUCCGUGGCGACGCCGGAGCUAUCAGUUGACUUAUCCGCCGAUCUCUCCAGGCUGUCGACCCACACACGCCCCGCUAUUCGUCAGAAGGCUGUAGCUGCGAUCCUCGUAGCCAUCAAGCAGUCCAACAACCUCGACCUCGCUGACUUCAAGAAGCGCCUGAGGGAAAGGCUGCACGACGACGACGCGGGUGUUCUCAGUGCGACUGUCUCCGCCAUCACCGAACUGGCCUCUUUAUACCCUACCCAAUCUCUUGGUUUUGCUCCGCCGCUCUACGACCUCCUCACAUCAUCCAACAACAAUUGGAUGAUUAUCAAGAUACUCAAGCUAUUUGCUGCGCUACUACCACACGAACAGCGUCUCCAGAAGAAGCUCUACGCCCCUCUCUCCGACCUCAUCGAGAGCACAACAGCUGUUAGUGUGCUCUACGAAUGCGUUCUCACCUGCAUAGUCGGUGGUAUGCUGCACAAGAACCAGAUGGCGGAGAACUGUCUCGAGAAGCUAACAAAGUUCCUCACCGACGACGACCACAACUGUGAGUUAUCCAUUCUGCGACACCCACACAACAUAUCUGACGAGGGAAAAGUGAAAUACGUAGCACUGCUAGCUAUAGCGCAGAUGAUACCGACACACGCUCACCUCCUACAUGUACACCAAGACGACCUGCUCAGCACCCUCGACGACCCCGACCUCACCAUACGCCUGCAGGGUCUAAAAGUCGUUAGCGCCAUCGUCACAACUGAAAAUGUCGAGCCAGUUAUGAAUAAACUCUUCGAACAACUCGUCCCAACCCGUCCAGAUGCCGCUGCGUCGCUGAAAGACCCCCGCAUCAAUGGCAGUGGUUCUGGCAACACCAACACGCCUUCUUACACUCGCAAACUCGCUCACACUGUCCUCGAUAUUUGCAAACGCGACCAAUAUACUAACAUCCCCUCCUUUGCGUGGUUGAUUGAUGUCGUUGUGCAACUCGCCAAGGUUGUUCCAGGUGUGGAGAUGGACGGUGAUACUGGUCGUGAUGCUACCAGCAAAGAUGAUCUGGCCACAUGCCUCCAGUCCACCUUUUUAGAAAUACCUGUGACGUAUCCACAGACACGCGAGUACAGUGUGAAUAUAUCGCUAUCCCUGCUGGGAGAGUAUGUGGAGAGCAGCAAUGGCGGUAGCAGUGGUAGUAGCAGUAGCAGUAGCAGUAUCGGUGAUGGUACAGACGUUGGCAGUAGCAGUAGCAGCGGUGUCAUGAGUAGUAUAAAGCAUGCGAUGCUACCAGCCGCUGUAUACAUCCUCGGUGAAUAUGCAAUGUUCCUCGACACACCACACGCAGCCGUGUCUAAUCUCGCCCAUCUCGCCCACCUCCACCCCUUCCUCACACCCCGCCUCUCGCCUUGCACCGUCGCAAUUGCCCUCACCAGUCUCGGCAAAGUUUACGGGAUACAUGCGAUGCUGCUCGCUAAUGCGUGGGAGGAGGAUGCAGGCAAUGUGAAGAGUGCGCAGAUGGCCAGACUCGCUCGCGCCGCUAUUGACGCUGCUACGCCUUGUCAAGCUUCGAACGAUGUGGACGUCGUCGAACGAGCUCGUCUUCUUGUUAACCUCCUCUCUGUUGUGUGGGGGGAGUUACGCAAGAGCGGGAGUGGUGAAAAAGCGACGGAUGGGAAGGAGAGUGAGGAGAGUGCGAUGAAUGAGGCGAAUGAGUCAAAAGAGAACGUCAAUGUGAAUGUCAAAUUGGACAACGAGGAAAAUACAAACGUAGAUCACGGCGACACCGUCGCUACCGCUUCGGAAGCUCCUCGCUCACUCUAUCUUCUCAGCAGCAUAUACUUCGAUAAGCCAGGCGCUGUGCCGUUGGACAAGGCUGAUAUGGCCAGCAACGUUGAUCUAGAUGCGCCGCUGAUCGCAGAUCUCUGCGAUGAGGUUUACACGGACGACGAACACGAGAAGGAGGAGAAUCACAAGACGACAAUCCAAGUGACUGUGGAUACAGCAGAAGAAAACAGACGGAGGAGACAGCGCAAGGCGGCGCUCAGAGCUGAACGCGCUGAAAAUCCCUACUACAUCAAGAGUAAGGAUGAAAGAGGGAGUCAGAGUGAAGAAGAGCAGGAGAAAAAUCACUACGAUGUGGAUAGCAUACCGAUAGUCAACUUCCAGCAUGAUGAGCAUGAUGAGCAUGAUAACACAAAGCACUCUGCACUAUUUUAUCCCAAAAAUGAAAAUAAAAGCAGCACCAGCAGUCGCGCACACUCACUCAAAUCUCCCCCUCUCCCCACCUCCUCCAGUCAGUCUAGUCUGAGCACACCUCACACACCUCGCACAACGCGCUCCCCAGAACCACACGCGCUGUCGUCGGGAACGGUAAACAAAGUGGUGAAAAAGAAAGCAAAAAGGAACGAAAAAAUACAUUAA